Messenger RNA from Linum tenue, 841 nucleotides. Lineage: Eukaryota; Viridiplantae; Streptophyta; Magnoliopsida; Malpighiales; Linaceae. The record is from the annotation of a GenBank genome assembly.
UUCUCCUUCUCCUUCUCCAACUCCCUUCUCUCUACUCUACCUCAUCUCUUCCUCUCUCUCUCUCUCUCUCUCUCUCUCUCUCUCUCUCUCUCAUCUCGGAGCAGAGGUAGGGAAUCGCCGACCAGGGAAUCGUCCGAUGACCAGCAGCGAAGACAGUCUCUCAGCGGCGAAGAGAAGAUUGGAGCGGUCACUGCCGGUUGUGAGGAUCCCUCUCCGACGAAGCGGAGAUCCGAAGAUGGUGUGCGGCACUGUGCCAGGAUCCCUUCUCCCUGCCUCCUUGACGAUUCUGGGAUUUCAGAUUCUUUACAUGGUGAGCGUCUGACAGGCAACUGCAAGCCGAAGUCGGUUCCUGGAGAUUGAUGCUACUAUUGUUCAUAAUGGGUCGAUCUUGAGAGAUUGAGGGUGGUUUCGGUAAAGAAGCAGUAGCUUGGAGCGGUCACCGGAGAAGGUGAACUUGAUCGGUCGAGAGAGGAAUCGGAGGAGACCCAAGUCGUACGGUGGCAGCGAAGACGUUCAAGACGAGAUCCACAGAUUCACUUUUUUGGUUUAAGAGAGUUCCAGAUUAAGUUUUGGAAGGGAUUUAUGCGGCAGGGGUGGUGCCGAUGUCGAUUCUCAACCCGAGCAUACUGAAGAAAUCAAGGUCUUGCAGGGGAUUGACGGGAUGGGGAUCGCCAAGAACCUGUCGGUGGGAUAGUAGAUCCUGUGUGGCUAGCAGGCAGAUCCUUCUUUCUUCUCCUUUCCUAACCUUUUGAUCUCUCCCCGCGAGAAAUGGAUUCAGCCAGCAAAGUGAGGAGAUCCAUGGAGGCUGCAUAAUAGCUGAUUGUUCCCUCUCUUUCUGGUG